Ictidomys tridecemlineatus (thirteen-lined ground squirrel) is the source of this 1371-nucleotide messenger RNA. Lineage: Eukaryota; Metazoa; Chordata; Mammalia; Rodentia; Sciuridae. The record is from RefSeq and is a predicted model, not a curated record.
AUGAUGCAGUUGGCCGUGAUCUCAGACUCAUUCUGUGAAGCUCUGGGAAGGCCUGUCAUUGAUUGUGGACUUUCAGGGGAGCAAUUUUGGUCCUUUGUGAUAAAGAUACUUAUCAAUCAGGCUUUUUGUUCUGGAAUCCAAGAAAGGCAGAAACUCCAAAGAUCUUUCAGCCAUUACCAGAUUUUUAUCCCAGAGUCUCAAAGAAAUACUAGUGGCGUCCCUAAGAUGGUAUGCGUUGACCCAAAUUUAUUCACCCAAGGGACCCUUUUAAGUAUUCAUAACAUCUGCUCAGAAGUGAAGAGCAACUUUCUACUUUGCCACCGAGAAACAUUUCAGAGAGAAAUACUAACAAAUAUCAAUGGGAUCAUGAAACCAGGCCUUAAUGCUAUUAUGGAAUGCACAGGUGUAAGCAAAUCUUUCUUGCUGGAUGUCUUAGCUGCAAGGAAAGAUCCAAGUGGAUUAUCUGGAGACAUUUUGAUUAAUGGAGCCCCUCGACCUGCCAAUUUCAAAUAUAAUUCAGGUUUUGUGGUUCAAGAUGAUCUCGUGCUCGGCACCUUGACAGUGAGAGAAAAACUUAGCAUUCUCAGCGGCUCUUCGGCUUCCAACAACUAUGAAAAAGAUAAACGGAUUAAAAUGGUCAUUGAUGAGUUAGGUCUGAAUAAAAUGGCUGAUUCCAAGUAUGUUGACACCCAGUUUGUGAGAGGGAUAGCUGGAGAAGAAAUAAAAAGGACCAGUAUAGCAAUGGGGCUGAUCACUGAUCCUUCCAUCUUAUUCCUGAAUGAACCCACAAAUGGUUUAGACUGGAGCACAGCAAAUGCUAUCUUUUCGCUCCUGAAAAAGAUUUCUGAGCAGGGAAGAACAAUUAUCUUCUUUCAUGAACUUCAAAAUUCUGUCUUCAAUCUGUUUGACAGCCUCACCAUAUUGGCUUUAGGAAAGCUAAUGUUCCAUGGUCCCACAGAUAAGGCUUUGGAGUACUUUGAAUCAGCAGGUUAUCAUUGUGAGCUCUACAACAACCCUUCAGACUUCUUCAUGGAUGUCAUCAAUGGAGACUCCUCUCCUGUGAUAGUAAACAGAAAGAAGGUCUAUGAAGUCAAUGAGGCUGGACAGCUGUUUAUGAGAAAACUGCAAAUGAUCGAAGAAUUGGCUCAGUUUUAUACCAAAUCCCCUCUCCUCAGAGAAACAGAAACUGAAUUAGAGAAACUUUCAGGUGGCCAGAAUUAUGGAAGCUUGUCCUUCAAGGAGAUCACGUAUGUCACCACCUUCUGCCAUCAGUUCAGAUGGAUUUUCUGGCGUUCAUUUAGAAAGUUGGUGGGUCAUCAGUGGCCCUGGAUACUUCAGGUAAUCUUAGAGAUUCUUAUAAGCUUACUGUGA